CUUGUCGCCGGAAAGGCGGGGCCGGAGGCGGUCCUUCUCCCUAGCAACGGGAAUGUUGCGGGCGUUGCUACGGAGGAUGCAGCUGAUGUUUCUUGGGAAGGAGGCUGAUGGCGGAGGCCGCCGCGUUGCUGGUGCGAGGCCGGGGAGCCGCCCCCAGGGAGACAGCAACAGAGUUGCUUAGCAGAAUCCAGAGAAAUGGAACUAUGUGUGGCCUAACCUCUCCAAGUAUAGAGAGAAGCCAGUCUCUUCACAAUGAUAAUAUGGAGGGAUCCUCGCUGGUUCAGGGAGAAAUGGGUGGUUACUCAUCCCGCUGCCCGACAGACAGUCCCAGCAUUGAUGAAAUGGAGGAGAGUUUGCGGCAGCUCAAGCUCCAAGUGGACAGCCUGGCCUCCGGUGCGAGCUUUCGCCCAGACCUGGAAGACACUUCACAGCUGAAUUCUUCCACGGACUCGAGUCCCUUUCGUUCAAGGUGGCCAGCAGCUCCUGGUGGAACCGGGAACUAUGAGGAACUGGGCACCAGGGGGCCUCUUAUGUUGCCGCUGGAAUCCGAGUGGUACCUGAAACCGACAUGCCUCCUCCAACCCCAUGGCGAUUAUUCAGCCCUAAAAAGCUUGGGCAUCCCUACCUUUGCCAGUUCCCCAAUGAACCGGGUGUCGAGUCUGCUGGGAAGUGAGCUUGCCGACCAGAACCCGGUCCCCUCUAUGGAUCUGACCUUCCCUUUGAAACUCGGAGCCCCCCAUGUGAUUGGGGUCAAGUCCUUGCUGCCCCCUAAGAUCCCAGUGGGGGGGUGCUCACCAGAACGGGCCCCGCCCUCCCUCCACGACAGAGGCCGUUCGCUGAGCCUCGAUCGAACCCGGGGCCUCUGCUCCGAGUCGUCCUCUCCGGCCUCCAAACGGGCCCGUUGGUUCCGCUCCCGGUCCCAGUCUCCGAGGCCUGUCUGGAGGCCCAAUUCAGCGAAGGCAAACGCCUGUGGGCAGCCUCCACCCCAGAUUCCCAAGCCCAAGGGCAUCCGGAAGAAAAGCGGAGCCAGUCGGCAGUCACGGUCAAGGAUAUACAGGCCCGGAACACUGGCCGUCAGAUCUCGGACUCCCACCCGGGAAGUCGGAAGGGGGACGCCGAGCAGUUCCUGGAGCCCUUAUAGUUUGCCUUCUGCUGCCAUCUCUUCUCCUACAGCAGAGGAGAUCAACAAACGUUUCCUGCAGACUCUUGCGGAAGGCGCCAUCGGGAGAUCCCUGGUAGAAAUGUCUCCGUACCAGCAGGAGCUGGCUCGUCUCCGGCUGGAGCGCCUUCGCAUGGAAGAGGCAUGGCUCUUGGAGCUUAAGCGGCAGCAGGAGCUGGAACGGACCCGGGGCCCGAAACCCAAGUGGUACGAGAUGAGAGACUCGCAGUUCCAUUACGAAGCCCGCAAGAAUAACGAACUGCUGCGGAACAGCCAGGACGUGCAGCCUGUCUGUAACUACAGGCGGGAGCUGGCCACGGCCUCACAGGAGUUCCAGCAGCGGCCGAAUCGCCUGGAGAGCUGUUGAUCGAGAUUUUCAGAACACUGCCCUUGCAGGGUGAGGAUCUAUGUCCUCGGCUCCUUGCAGCCGGUGGAAAUAGAGAGCGACACGGUAGAUCACGGUAGAGCAACAUGGAAGAUCCUUCAGGUGCAGUCCUUGGUCAAAAGCAUCCACCUGCUCACUAACACGACUGCAGCUGAAUGCUGUGGAUUAAUCUAGAAAAGAUUUCUUUUCUUUUCUUUGCAUUUUAAAUUCUAGAAAAGAUUUCUAGCAUGAUUCUGGAGGACCCAAAUCCCACAGAUGCUUCGCUAAAUUUUGGCUGCUCCUCUUAAGCCUUCAGAUCUGAUUUCUGCCUUGGAAAUAAUUGUGUGACAUUUGCUAUUUGGACUUCUGGAAUUAAAAGGAGCAGUUGUAUGAUUGGAUGCUUCCCUGUGUCAGAAACUCCCCGUCUCUGGAAAGCAAAUUCUAGAAAUAGCUAAGCAGACACCCCGCACAGGGUAUCUCUUGCUAGGGGAUACCAUUUCAGACUGCUGGCGAAGGACUCAAUGUCGGAAUGUCCCUCCCAUAUAAAAAUAUUUUCUGCGUGUAGAAAGCUAGCUGAUCAAGAUUUUGGGCUAUUUUCUUCCUCUGACUGACCCCUUUUCUUUCCCUUCCCAACCUCCCCGCAAACAAAAUAUACCUCUUAAGAUUUAA
Messenger RNA from Hemicordylus capensis (graceful crag lizard), 2192 nucleotides. RefSeq lists its product as uncharacterized. The coding region runs from base 108 to 1526 and encodes 472 amino acids. The transcript is spliced from 5 exons. NCBI's taxonomy places the organism in Eukaryota, Metazoa, Chordata, Lepidosauria, Squamata, Cordylidae. The record is from RefSeq and is a predicted model, not a curated record.